CUUCCUCCUCCGUUAAAUCAUCAGUGGGCUCUUCGCCGCCGCGGCCGUGCUUUUUCGUUAUACUAUUUGAUAUCUCCUUCUUCCUUCCUACCCUUUCUCUCUUUCCAACAAAAUCGCGAAAAUCUCUUCUUCCAGCUCCAUCGCCAUCGCCAUGGACGCGAGCCAGCUCCCCUUGGAAUCGCUCCUCGCCCGCGACGCCAGCAAGCGAAAGAGGGUGAACAGGAACGCCAAGCUCAAGCAGUUCAAGCUGGAUGCCCGGCGCGAGCAAUGGCUCUCUCAAGGGAAGCUUGUGGCGAGCUUGUCUCCGAAUUCCGUGCUUGAGAGCCCAUCGCCCAAGUUGGGCGAGGAGCAGCACCUCCACGGAUCGAGCACCGGAGGCGACAGUGACGCCGAGUCGUGCGUGAUCAACCACGACGAUCUGUGCGACGUCAGAGGGGCGUGGUGUUGGAUCCUCCCGACAUGAGCAGCAAGGGAGGGAAGAGAAGAUCUGGCAGGAAAGGCAAGAGCAAGAGCAAGA
This is a messenger RNA of Selaginella moellendorffii, 517 nucleotides long. RefSeq lists its product as uncharacterized. NCBI's taxonomy places the organism in Eukaryota, Viridiplantae, Streptophyta, Lycopodiopsida, Selaginellales, Selaginellaceae. The transcript is spliced from 4 exons. The record is from RefSeq and is a predicted model, not a curated record. Bases 152 to 463 code for a protein of 103 amino acids.